Messenger RNA from Paecilomyces variotii, 2903 nucleotides. RefSeq lists its product as hypothetical. NCBI's taxonomy places the organism in Eukaryota, Fungi, Ascomycota, Eurotiomycetes, Eurotiales, Thermoascaceae. The transcript has a single exon. Bases 269 to 2854 code for a protein of 861 amino acids. The record is from RefSeq and is a predicted model, not a curated record.
ACAUGACGGCACCAGCGUCUCGAACUUCCUGUUGACGCUCUGCCAGCUCAACGUGUUGGGCUCGAUUGUAUGCCACCAGAUCCCGACUCGCCAGGUCAGUCCCCUUGCUCGAUUCAUUGGAGAUAGGGUGGACGUCCUGGAUGUGUGUUCUGUCGCCCACCCUCCGACAACAGCGUCCUCUCUGCCCGCCAUAUGAUGUCUGCGCUCCCCCCUACGCUUCUCCCUCGAACCCUCCGAUCGACUCUGCACUCGACGUGAGACGCCCUCCAUGUCUCCGGAAAACAACCUCGCCGGACAUGAGGCUGCUCGUAUGGCUGAGACGCCCGCGCAGACGGUGUCCAUCAUAGGGAAUGCGAAGACUCCAGCUGCCGUUCCCGUCGAGCGCCCGCUGUCAACGUUUGAGCGCGUGUUCUCGACUCAUGCCCCAAUCCUCGAAUCUCUGCUCCUCCAAUCGCCCACUGAUACCAUCUUUCAACUCUACCACACCUCCCGGUAUCUCCGAAACUUCCUAAAAUCGUACCCCACAGCAUGGAAAUACUUAUCGUUCCGUCUACUCUUCCCGUCGGGGACGCAGACUCGCCCGUUGAUCCCAGGCAGUCCUGAUCCUGGCACUCCACGACAAUCCCGUCCGUAUGCGCUUGAUCAGCUGCUGAUGACCGUGGUGAUACCGUUGAGCCCAUGUCUGAGGAGCUUGGAACUGGAUAAUACAGCGGUGUCUGGACAGAUCCUCAUCUCGACCGUGUUACACUCCCGACGAGAAACACUGGAACAUCUCUCUGUUCGCGGCUGCAAGAAUGUCUCCCUCAAAUAUCAUAUCAUUCCAUAUCUGACUAUGUUCGGGCUCCAAUAUGAUGUUGACAUGUCGAAGAAUAUCGGAAGCUCUGCGUCUACGAAGCAGCUUGCACUGAAAAGCCUGUACACCUACAGAUGUCGACAUCACCGACGACGGCCUUAUCUAUCAUCCUCUCUGCUGCGUAAGGACUCGGAUUCAGAGCCUACCCAUGAACUGGUCAACCUGUGCCACAAAUUGGGAAUCUGGACGGAUACGGCGUGGUGUACGACGCCCGCUGGCCGAUGCUUCCGACGACGCGGAUAUGUCUCGAUGAGAGUCCCGCAAGGUGCACCGGAGGUAUGGGUGGUGUUCGACAGACUCUGGAGGUCCAAGAACUGGAUUGGUCCUGUCAGCGAGAAGGGAGAGUACCCGAUGAAGAGAGACGGCAAACUCUGGGAACAUGAUGAGUCUGGAUGCUAUGGAGAACCGCUGGGAACGGGAGAUGGAAGGGCACGUGGCGAAGGGAAGAUGGCCCCUGUGCAUCUCAGACGCAGCCACAGGCAGUUUGUCGAGAAUAUCAAAUGCGAUUCGUGCUUCGAGGACAUCUCCGAGAGAUGCGAGCAAUGCAGCGUGUUGAUGCACUGUGUUGGAUGUCGAAAGACUCUAUGUGCAAGCUGUGCUUACGAUAGGCCGUAUCAUCGGUAUAGGCCACGGACAUCGAAUGAUGCUCCUGCAGAGACGUUCUGGUGGGCGCCUGGUGCAACUAUUUCCCCGUGCAUCAUGCAGGAGCCUCCGUCGGAUGCCGUGAUAAUGAACACAGCUAAUCCAGUGGGCCCUGCCCAGUAUCCAUCCCUCAAGUUCCACUGGUGCUGUACUGAACCCAUCUUCUCUGGCGGUGGUGGAAUCAGCAUUGGAACUGCCAAUCGAGACGUUGACCUCGUCCGAGCUGUUCCCUUGCCACGGGGCCACGGUUGGGAAGACCCUGAAUAUUCGACGAAUGAAUGGAGCAAGACCUUCCCUAAGGAUGCGUAUGGUGACCCCCGGAACCCGGACUAUUCGCUCGAGACGGGUCAUAUCGAGAUGAUGCGUUGGUUGUUAGGCCCGCCUACCCGCCAGGUAUCAGCGUGUCCGCGCAACUUGUGUCAGGAAUGCUAUGAUUCUCCGCAGUGGAAAGUCCACUGUAAGAGCUGUUCAAAACCACUUUGCAUGGAGCAUGACCUCCGCGGUCUCCGUCUGCGUAUCUGCGGAUACAAGGAUCUAGCUCUGGAAAAGAUGGCGAUCCAAAGCAGGCCUACCCCGACAGCAGCGAGUCUGGAGGCACGUUUGGCUGGUCCCUCUCUGCCGGGACUCAACGUCUUUGUAUCUCAGCACGAUACUCCUGGUGCGGCUAGAAUGCGAGAUUCUUCAGCCAGCAGUGUAGUCGGUGAUCAUCCCGCGGAUACUCCGGUCGGCAUGCAAGGCUUUCUCGAUGAGCCAGAGCAGAGUACUCGAAAUCGACGGCCAUCUCGAGCAGGAUCGCCGACUUAUUCUAAUCGGUCGCGUUCGUCGUCUCCCUCGUCUGUAUAUUUCGAAGCCGCCACGGACGUUCCGAGAUGGCAAGGCUGCCAGUCUUUCUUCUGCCCCCAGUACCGUGCAGUGGGAGACCAACGACAACGUUGCGCGAGUGUCCUGCGAGAGUGCACCAGCUGUUCGAUCCACGUGUGCCAGGAUUGCUUCGCGGCGAACCCACCCUGCACAUGUUCCUACUGCGAGGUGAAUUACCUCUGCCCGAACUGUCUGAAGGUACGGGAGCGUGAUGGCACUUGCCGUCGGGCGGAAGAAGAACGAGCGCGGAAGGAGGAGAAGUGGAAGAAGGACAUGGAAAUGUUGGAGGAUAUCCUCGAGCGGAAGAUCGCGAAUGAGGUUGCCGAAUUUGCAGGCCAGUUCUUCGGCCAUAUCCAGGAUGGGGAUCGGAGCACUGCGCCGCAUGACACUGCACAUAGCGGUCCGCAGCAUCCUCAGCAGCAUCAUAUUGUGUCAGAUAUGGCUGUGGAUGCUGAUUUGAAUCUCGAGGACAUGUCGACUCCGAACACGGACGGAUAGGAGACGGGUAUCGCUCUUCUUCCUUGUCCUUGUCCGUAGAUUUUACUUC